UCGUUGCGCUCACGUCCCUCCCAUUCAGUCAACUCUCUACGAAGCGGGCAGUCAAGCGUUUUCAUAGCGCAAAGCCCCAUCACACGUCAGAGACGACAUCAUUAUUUAGGGUUGAAUCAAGUAGGGAAGAAAGUUUUGCGACAGACAGUGUUGCCAAGCAGCUCCUAGGUAGUGGACCUAGUUAUUUCGCACAGUUUAUCGCCCAGUUCUUACGGAUAUUAUUUUUAUAGAUCAGCUAUGCCCCACACCGUGACAUUGAAUGGACCCUCACCUUGGGGUUUUCGACUGGUCGGUGGAAGAGACUUCAGUACACCGUUAACUAUUUCGAGGGUGACACCGGGCAGUAAGGCAGCACAGGGGGACCUGUGUCCUGGAGACACCAUCCUGGUCAUCAAUGGAGACAGCACAGAGACCAUGACACACAUGGAGGCCCAGAACAGGAUCAAGGCCUGCAUGGGGGAGCUCACACUGGCAAUAAUCAGGUCAGGAGACAAAGUCUGGUCUCCAAAUGUUAUUGAAGAUGGCAAGACAAGUCCAUACAUGGCCACAUUGGAGACUGAGUCACCACAGAAUUUCCGACCCAUUAGCACUGGACCAAUGACCAGUGGAUACACCAGUGGUUACAGCAGCAGCUACAGCAGGGGGAACAACAGCAGCGGUUACAGCCGAAAACCCUCCCACACUCCCGAGCUGCCGCAUCUCAACAACGGCACCUCCAAGCAGUCCAACCACGCGCAGUACAACAACCCAGCCAGCAUGUACGCACACAACAACGGCAGCAACGGAGACCGAGACAGGGUCUUGCCAAAACAAAUGGGCGGCCUGAGCCUGAGUUCCCCUCACAGCCCUGAGCCUCCGAUGCGUUCUCCAAUGGGCCGUAAUGGAAACGGUCAUAGUUUUGAAGUCACUACAGAGUCAGAUGUGUACAAGAUGCUGCAAGACACAGAGGAGCCAGUCUCCGCACCCAAACAAUCCGGCUCCUUCAAAUACCUACAAGGCAUAUUGGAGGCAGAGGAUGGAGGUGUGUCCCCCACUGACAUGUCUGGAGUGAGAGGCCUUAGGUCCCCGGACCGAUCCCCAGUCCCUAAACUGGGCAGCCCCAUCCCCGGCCACAUGGGCCCCAUGCCCGGCCUACAGAAACUACCCCAGUGCACGCGCUGUGGCAACGGCAUAGUGGGAACCAUCGUGAAGGCCAGAGACAAACUGUACCACACAGAGUGCUUCAUGUGUGAUGACUGCGGCCUGAACCUCAAGCAGAGGGGCUACUUCUUCAUCGAGGAGAACUUGUACUGUGAGACCCACGCCAUGGCCCGUGUACAGCCGCCGGAGGGAUAUGACGUGGUCGCCGUCUACCCCAACUCCAAGGUUGAACUGGUCUGAACGUGUCUGUCUCUCACACAGUCCCCCCUCAGACAUGUGCCUGCAGUCUUAUCCACAGCUCCCAGCCCGUAUAAAUGUGCUCCAUUUCCAAUGCACUACAUGUCCAAGCUGUUGCCAGGAAAUAUCAGUUUAGAGUUGGAUACUAGAGAGUGGGAAAAUGGAGUUUCCAAAGGUUUUAAGUCUCUCUUUAAUUCUUUCACACUUACAGCGUACUAUUCCUAUUUCGGAUGGAUGAAUUUUUUUUACACCUGCUGAGUAAAAAAAAAACGAUGUUUUAUUCAACCUAUUUUACUAAAAUUGGGGGGCUUUUCUUUGUGUCAAUAGCACUUUUAGACUAUGUUGAAACAUAAGCAAAUUCAACAGAAUGACCUCUCACAUUUUGGGAUGGUUUUCUAUUUUUAACUCUGCCGACUACAAUACAGUUAGCGGAAUGGAAUCGGGUCAAGCACCUGACUGAGAAUGGAAUUAACCUUUCACUGCUUCUCAUACUGUUACUGAUACAAUUAAAGAACCCCGGCUUUAUUACAUCUGUUGAGGUGCAACCCAGUGCCACACGAGAAAGCCUUUUGUCUCUCCACUGUAAGCAGCUUUUAAAAAGCUGUGGGGAGCAAAGACGCAGGACAAGGCCAUGGAAAAUAUUGAAAUCCAGCCGGUGAAUCUAGAAACAUAUGGGAAUAAUAUACAAUUGUUUAGUGUUUUUUUUUUUUGGCACAUUUUGUUGAAAUAGACAGUGAUUGUUGGCUAAGGGAACGUAUUUGAAAGAGUGUGUCGUUUUUUUCUUGUUUGAUUUUAACAUAUAUCUAGUCACAGCCAGGCCACUAAAUGAAUCAUACUUCUACAUUUCCAGGGAGGUAUGGGAUUUACAGUACCAGUAAAAAGUUUGGACAUAUCUACUAAUUCCAGGGUUUUCUUUAUUUUUACUAUUUUCUACAUAGUAGAAUAAUAGUGAAGACAUCAAAACUAUGAAAUAACACAUAUGGAGUCAUGUAGUAACCAAAAAAGUGUUGAACAAAUCUAAAUAUAUUUAUAUCAUAGAUUCUUCAAAGUAGCCACCCUUUGCCUUGAUGACAGCUUUGCACACUCUUGGCCUUCUCUCAACCAGCUUCAUGAGGCAGUCACCUGGAAUGCAUUUCAAUUAACAGGUGUGCCUUGUUAAAAGUUCAUUUGUGGAAUUCCUUUCCUUCUUAAUGUGUUUGAGCCAAUCAGUUAUGUAGUGACAAGGUAGGGGUGGUAUACAGAAGACAGCCCUAUUUGGUAAAAGACCAAGUCCAUAUUGUGGCAAGAACAGCUCCAAUAAGCAAAGAGAAAUAAUAGUCCAUCAUUACUUUAAGACAUGAAGGUCAGUCAAUCCAAGAACUUUUAAAGUUUCUUUGAGUGCAGUCACAAAAACCAUCAAGCGCUUUGAUGAAACUGGCUCUCAUGAGGACUGCCACAAGAAAGGAAGACCCAGAGUUACCUAUGCUGCAGAGGAUAAGUUCAUUAGAGUUACCUGCCUCAGAAAUGAAAUGCUUCACAGAGUUCAAGUAACAGACAAAUCUCAACAUCAACUGUUCAGAGGGGACUGUGUGAAUCAGGCCUUCAUGGUUGAAUUGCUGCAAAGAAACCCCUACUAAUAAGAAGAAGAGACUUGCUUGGGCCAACGAACACGAGCAAAGGGCAUUAGACUGGUGGAAAUCUGCCCUUUGUUCUGAUGAGUCCAAAUUAAAUAUUUUUGGUUCCUACCUCCGUGACUUUGUGAGACGCAGGGUAGGUGAACGGAUGAUCUUCACGUGUGGAUCCCACCGUGAAGCAUGGAAGUGGUGUGAUGGUGUGGGUUGCUUUGCUGUUGACACUGUCUGUGAUUUAUUUAUAAUUCAAGGCACACUUAACCAGCGUGGCUACCACAGCAUUCUGCAGCGAUACGCCAUCCCAUCUGGUUUGCGCUUAGUGGGACUAUCAUUUGUUUUUCAACAGGACAAUGACCCAAAACACACCUCCAGGCUGUGUAAGGGCUAUUUGACCAAGGAGAGUGAUGGAGUGCUGCAUCAGAUGACCUAGCCUCUAUAAUCACCCGACUUCAACCCAAUUGAGAUGGUUUGGGAUGAGUUGGACCGCAGAGUGAAGGAAAAGCAACCAACAAGUGCUCAGCAUAUGUGGGAGCUCCUUCAAAACUGUUGGAAAAGCAUUCCAGGUAAAGCUUGUUGAGAGAAUGCCAAAAGUGUGCAAUGCUGUCAUCAAGGCAAAGGGUGGCUACUUUGAAGAAUAUUUGUUUAACACUUUUUUGGUUACUACAUGAUUCUAUAUGUGUUAUUUCAUAGUUUUGAUGUCAUCAAUACUAUUCUACAAUGUUAAAAUAACGUCAAAAUUAAAGAAAAACCCUUGAAUAAGAAGGUGUGUCCAAACUUUUGACUGGUACUGUAUGUGCUUUUGGAAGUGACAAAAAUAUCUGUGUUAGGAGCAAAAAGUAUCUACCCCUGAAAGUGUUGGAUGAAUUAUGAUCACUUACAUAUGUGGCCAUGUACAUAAUCAUGCAGCCUUAGGGACAGCAAACGGUGAACUGAAAUAGUUGCAUGAAAAGUGCUAUUUUAAUUUGAAUGAAAAACUCCAUCUCAAAGUGAUUGCUAUUCGAUAUCCACCGUGACCCCAAUGUUUAGCUACUGCAAUGUCAACUAGGACAGUAGUUCUUUGUAAAUUAUGUGAAAUGAUGUUGUCAUGAUGUUGGUGUUUUAGUUCUAAUUGUACAUAUUUGUUUCGUCAUGGCUGUUUAACAAACAUAACUUGUCACUCUGCCUUCACACGUCUGUGUCAUUUAAGUGCUUACCGUGUUUAGUCACAGAAUCCUCUCAUUUUUAACUUAUUGUUUUGUCGACACAUUUUGUUCUGGUUUCUUCCAUUUCUUUUUUAAGAUAUAAUAAAGUGAAAAAAAGUAUUAAGAUCAUA
Molecule: messenger RNA, 4299 nt
Organism: Salvelinus fontinalis (brook trout)
Lineage: Eukaryota; Metazoa; Chordata; Actinopteri; Salmoniformes; Salmonidae
Product: PDZ and LIM domain protein 4-like
Exons: 7
Coding region: 238-1380 (380 amino acids)
Biological process (GO): actin cytoskeleton organization; heart development; muscle structure development
Cellular component (GO): Z disc; filamentous actin; adherens junction
Molecular function (GO): muscle alpha-actinin binding; actin binding
Source: RefSeq, a predicted model, not a curated record